Messenger RNA from Salvelinus fontinalis (brook trout), 1632 nucleotides. Its product is annotated as acid ceramidase-like. Gene Ontology annotation, cellular component: lysosome. The record is from RefSeq and is a predicted model, not a curated record. Gene Ontology annotation, molecular function: fatty acid amide hydrolase activity; N-acylsphingosine amidohydrolase activity. Lineage: Eukaryota; Metazoa; Chordata; Actinopteri; Salmoniformes; Salmonidae. Gene Ontology annotation, biological process: fatty acid metabolic process. The transcript is spliced from 14 exons. Bases 58 to 1245 code for a protein of 395 amino acids.
CUCUCAAAUCACGAGGAAAGAAUACACUUCCGUAUUUUGAAGCUUUACACACAAACAAUGGGACACAAGAUGGAUAGGUUGUGUUGUCUUAUUUUGGUGUCCUUAUCUGCAGUAUCGGCACAGUUUGUGCCGCCGUAUACCGAAGAAUGCCAGACGGGCAUGUACCCUCCCAAAGGUCCAACAUUCAAAGGGUCUGUCACCUGGUACACAAUAGACCUGGAUUUGCCCCCCAGCGAAAGAUGGAAGCUAAUCAUCACCGACAAAAAAGCUGAGUUGGUCAACAUGAUCCAGGCUAUCAGGGAUUUGGCCAACGCAUUUGUUCCUAGUGGGAAACUGAUAGAUUUGGUCGACAAGGACUUGCCUUUGCUAGUGAAUACCCUACCCUACCCAUUCAAUGAGGAAAUAAAAGGAAUCGCGACUGCCUCGGGUGUUCCCCUUGGCGAGGUUAUCCUCUACAACAUCUUCUAUGAGAUCUUUACAGUGUGCACUUCUCUAGUGGCAGAGGACUCAAAUGGUAACCUUAUCCAUGGGCGGAAUAUGGACUUUGGACUAUUCAUGGGUUGGGACAUGAAGAACAGGUCCUGGUUGAUAACAGAGAAACUCAAGCCUCUGGUGGUCAACAUUGACUUCCAGAGAGGCAACAAGACGGUCUUCAAGUCCACUAACUUCGCCGGCUACGUGGGCAUGUUGACUGGCAUUAAGCCGCAUGCUUUCACUCUGACCAUGAAUGAGCGCUUCAGCCUUGAUGGAGGAUACAUCGGGAUCAUGGAAUGGAUCCUGGGGAAUAGAGAUGGGAUGUGGAUGAGCUUCCUCACUCGCUCCGUCUUAGAGAAUGCUACCAGCUACGAGGAGGCAAAGAAACUUCUGGCCCAGACCAAGCUGCUGGCCCCGGCCUACUUCAUCCUGGGAGGGAACCAGACGGGCCAGGGCUGUGUCAUCACCCGCUCCAGAGUCCUCAGCCUCGACAUCUGGGAGAUUGAGCUGAAGCUGGGCCGCUGGUACGUUCUGGAAACCAACUACGAUCACUGGAAGGAGCCUCUGUUCUUGGACAACCGCAGGACUCCAGCCAUGAAGUGUAUGAACCAGACCAUGCAGGCAAACAUCUCACUGAAGACCGUGUACGACGUGCUGUCGACAAAACCAGUCUUGAACAAGUUGACCACAUACACCACGUUGAUGGACGUGAACAAGGGCAAACUGGAAUCCUACAUCCGUGACUGCCCCAACCCCUGUAUGCCCUGGUGAAGCCUCCAGAUGGGUUUCUAACAGAAAGGUGGUGGGGAGAUGGGCUUAACUGAUUCAGAAACAACUGGAGAAACCUGUUAUACAUAUUUCAAGUCUGCGCUGUAACUAAAGGCUCCAAUCGAAAUAUUGCUUAACACUCAUACAUGGGUUGAAAAUGGCAGAUUUGGGCACUGUUAAGCACCCAAAUUGGAACAGUGAGCCCUACAGUAACAUGCUAUACAUGUCAGAGAUCACAUUCUCUGAACUUGAGCAUUACGCAACAAGUUGCCUUCCCAGUAAUUGGGCAACUUUGUCUGAGUGAGAAAUGCUGUAAAUUAAGAGGACUCGAUGUAUUUUGAAACAUGACAGGGGAUUAUAAUAAAUACCACUGAUGUCAUACAAGCAACA